Prorocentrum cordatum is the source of this 1048-nucleotide messenger RNA. The record is from the annotation of a GenBank genome assembly. NCBI's taxonomy places the organism in Eukaryota, Dinophyceae, Prorocentrales, Prorocentraceae.
AUGAGGAACGCGAUCGCACUGCAGCUGUUGCGACGAUUCCCGAUCUUGACGCACAACGUCGGCAGCUUGCAGCCCCUCCGAUUGCAGGAACUCUCCGUCGCCUACCGCAGCAUCGCGAUCGGCGGCCUCGCAGGUUGUCAGCUCCUACGCGAAUGGAUCGACCAGAUGCUGCGCAAAUGCGCUUUUCGCAGAGUACAGCUCAUCCUUACGGACGCCAACACUGGCCUCGGCAAGAUAGGCAACAUGCAGGUCAACGACGAAUGCGUCGGACAGUACGACAAUGGCCACGAGAACGAGAACGGGGAAAAUCUGCAUUCCCUCAUGCAGAUGCAUUCUCUGGGCGCGCUCAACACCCACUACAAGGUCGGGGCCACCUACAUCGGACAUCCUGGUGCCACUACCAUCGACUACAUCUUUGCCCCAGCGUCACUGAUCCCAGACGCUACCUGUCGCCUGUGGCUGUCAUCGGCACGGUGGACGCGCAAGAGCAAGUACUUCUUCGAUCAUAUUCCGAUCGUUGGCUGCUUCCAGCUUCCCUGCCCUGGACACGGCAGUGCUGUGCGCUCGUGCUGCAGUUGGCCCACCUUAUGUCGAUGCCUUCAGGAAGGACAAGGAGGGGGCGGAUUUCUUCAGGACCUUCAGGACAAUCUAGAAAAGUACCAGGAGGAGUUCGCGGAAGUGCGCACCGACCCCUCGCCUGCCAGGUACAUGCACCUCCUUGUCGCCGUCGCCAGACAGGCCGCUCCCAAGAAUUUCUCCCUCGGCCAGGAGCGCCCCGAAUGGUGCAGACUUGCGACGAGGAGGGGGCUGGACCUGCUGGCGGCACUCGGCGCCUCCAAGCGUUCGGCGUUUCGACGCGACGCUACGGGCGCAGCUGGCAAGGAGGCGAAGCACUUGACUAAGCUCCUGCACAAGCACAUCCGCAGAGUACGUUUACACCAGGACCGCGAUCUGCAGCAGCAGAUGCGAGACGGAAUGCCGAGCGUCGUCUUGUUGAUAUGCAUUCAGCUGCUAGACGUCGUGCUCAUCGGGGGAUUGGAGCCCGUAA